This is a messenger RNA of Carassius gibelio (silver crucian carp), 2071 nucleotides long. RefSeq names its product protein kinase C and casein kinase substrate in neurons protein 2. The transcript is spliced from 11 exons. Gene Ontology annotation, cellular component: cytoplasm; plasma membrane; endosome. NCBI's taxonomy places the organism in Eukaryota, Metazoa, Chordata, Actinopteri, Cypriniformes, Cyprinidae. The coding region runs from base 120 to 1574 and encodes 484 amino acids. Gene Ontology annotation, biological process: plasma membrane tubulation; regulation of endocytosis; cytoskeleton organization. The record is from RefSeq and is a predicted model, not a curated record. Gene Ontology annotation, molecular function: phospholipid binding; protein binding.
UCAGUCAGUCAGACUCAGAUGAGAAGCGGAGAAAGUCAGACUGAAACCCGCUCAGGUAAAGAGGAUUCCGCCGCAGUCCGAGAUCUUUUCUGUCAGCACUGAUCACAGGCGCUUAACGCAUGUCAGUCUUGUCCGACUCUCUGGGGGAUGUGUCCAGCGACAGCUUCUGGGAGGUGGGGAACUUCAAGCGUGCGGUGAAGCGUGUGGACGAUGGGAACCGGCUGUGUAACGACCUGAUGAACUGUCUGCACGAGCGUGCACGCAUCGAGAAGAGCUACGCCACGCAGCUCAGCGACUGGGCCAAGCGCUGGACACAGCUGCUGGAGAGAGGGCCUCAGUACGGGACGGUGGGGCGAGCAUGGUCCGCUCUGAUGACGGAGGCAGAGAAGGUGAGCGACCUGCACAUGGAGGUGAAGACUGCACUGACCGGAGAGCACCUGGAGAAAAUCAAGAGCUGGCAGAAGGACGCUUACCACAAACAGAUGAUUGGUGGCUUCAAGGAGACCAAAGAAGCAGAAGAUGGCUUUCGCAAGGCACAGAAACCCUGGGCCAAGAAGCUCAAGGAGGUGAAUGCGAUGAAGAAGGCCUACCACAACGCCUGUAAGGAGGAGAAAACGGCCUCCAGCCGAGAGAGCUCAAGCAAGCUGGAGAAUAACAACCCAGAAGCCCAGAAGAAGCUGCAGGAGAAAGUGGAGAAGAGCCAGCAGGAAGUUCAGAAGGCGCAGGAGCACUACAGGACGUCUCUGGAGGAGCUGGAGAAGCUGACCCCUCAGUACAUGGAGAACAUGGAGCAGGUGUUCGAGCAGUGGCAGCAGUUUGAGGGCAAGAGACUGCACUUCUUCAGAGAGCUGCUGCUGGACGUCAAGCAGCACCUCGACCUCUCCUCCAAUCACAAGUACUCCAGCAUCUAUCACACACUGGAGGACACGCUCCAGGCAGCCGACGCACAGGAAGACCUCAAGUGGUUCCGCUGCAACCACGGGCCCGGCAUGACCAUGAGCUGGCCUCAGUUUGAGGAAUGGUCCAUGGACUCGAAUCAAACCAAGAGGAAACACGCUGAUGGAGAGACUCUGCCGGGGAUGAGUCAAACCACAGAGCAGACCUGUAAAACCAGCGUGCCUGUGGUCAGCAGCUUAAACCCGUUUGAUGAAGAGGAGGAUGGGGAGGAUGAAGAGGAGGCGGCGGUGAUGAUGGAGCGGCCCGAGAGCAGCCUGGUCCCUGUCAAACCAGAGGAAGUGAUAGCACAAACUGAAGCGUGUGGUGUUUCCUGUGCUCUCAGCGCUGGUACUGUGGAGAAGACGGCGGCUGACGGCUCUGACAAGGAGGCAGGGAAUCCCUUCGCUAACACUUAUGCUAACAGCAAUCCGUUUGAGGACGAGCCGUGUUCAGCGGGUGAGGCGUGUGUGCGAGCCCUAUACGACUACGAGGGCCACGAUCGGGACGAGCUGAGCUUCAGAGCAGGAGAUCAGCUGAUGGAGAUCAGAGAGGAGGACGAGCAGGGCUGGUGUCAGGGGCGUCUGAGCGACGGCACCGUCGGACUCUACCCCGCCAACUACGUGGAGCACCUGCAGUGACGGCGCUGAAGGGCAUGAUGGGAAACAGGCCGAGCGCUCGAGCUGAUCAACACUCAUCACUCUCCAGGACAAGCAGUCCUGUGCCACUUUAAAGACAGUUUGCUUUGAGGAACACAAGGGAUGUGGAUGGACAUGAUCUGACCCCAGUGUCUGUGGGAUGUCGGGUCAGAUCUGGGUCUGGGUCUGGACGUGCUGUAGAGCGCCUCAUAUAUCUAUAUAUUACUGUGUGUGUGUGAGUGUGUGUGAUGAAGCCCUGAGCAUCCACUCUGUGUUCACUGUGUUACAGCUGAUGAAAGAUCAUAUGUGUGAAUAGUCUCGUUUCUUUCAGGUGGUGCUGUGUUGUGGUGCCAUACAGUGACAGAUGCACGUCUGUGUGUGUGUGUGUGUGUGUGUUUCAUAUUUGUGCAGUACUGAAAUGGAUUGAAGGAGCUGAAUGUUGUGCAGUUACACAGUUCAUUGGUGUUUAUUCAAGCUGACAAUAAAAGAAUUCAAUCCUA